Messenger RNA from Styela clava, 2275 nucleotides. RefSeq names its product ras-related C3 botulinum toxin substrate 1-like. Gene Ontology annotation, molecular function: GTPase activity; GTP binding. The record is from RefSeq and is a predicted model, not a curated record. Gene Ontology annotation, biological process: small GTPase-mediated signal transduction. Lineage: Eukaryota; Metazoa; Chordata; Ascidiacea; Stolidobranchia; Styelidae.
UCUUCACAGCGGUAACUGCAGUAGACAAAAAGCUUGGGGAGGUAUUACCAUCUUAUCUCGACAAGCAAACCAAUAAAAUUGAAAUCAUGUGUAAUAAGAAUGAAGCAGUUUUAAUCAAUUUAGCCUAGAUUCAAGAACAACUUGGAGCUAGAAUUGACAGCAUUGAAAAAAACACUUCUUCUUUAAGCCAAUCUUUAAAUCUGUAAAUGAAGUGAAAAUGAAACAAGACAAUUUUCAAAGAAGCCAAUCUGAAGAUAAGCAAAAAGUGUUACAACUUGAGGAUUUGGUUUUGAAACAAAAAGCUGCAAUAAAUGAGUUGCAACAAAUGUUAUCAUCUAUUGAGGAUGAACUUGAAUAUGUUGCUGAAGUUCAAGAACAUUCACAACAGUAUGGCAGGAGGUUAAAUCUGGAAAUUGUGGGAAUACCUUAGCUUACCAGAAAAAUGAAAUCACAAACCAGAAAGUAAUUGAAGUUGCUAAACUGGUUUAUGUUGAACUUAAUUAUAAAGACAUUUCUACCUCUCAUAGACUGGUUGCGGGUGAGAAAUCUCCAAUAAUUGUUCGCUUUUGCAGACGAGACAAGAGGAAUUAACUGUAUCGUAAAAAAGCUAACCUCAUUAAAGAGAAUGGAGUCAAAUUCAAGAAAAGUCUAGAAGUGGACCACAAUGUCGCAAUAGAAAUUCAGAUUGAUCAGAUGCUCUGUUAAUCUAGUAAUAAAAAAUUUUACCGGAUGCAUCAUUGAAAUGUGUUCCCUCAAAGUUCAAUAAUAUUAUCAUACAACGUGCAUUGUAAAAACAUCUAUCAUAAUUAAAGUGCAAACAAAAUCCAGAGUUGCAAACAGUAUGCAAGCAAUUAAAGUGUGUCGUGGUCGGAGAUGGAGCUGUUGGUAAAACAUGUCUUUUAAUCAGCUACACUACCAAUGCGUUUCCUGGAGAAUACAUCCCUACUGUGUUCGAUAAUUAUUCAGCUAAUGUUAUGGUUGAUGGACGACCUGUUAACUUAGGUUUGUGGGAUACUGCAGGACAAGAAGAUUAUGACAGACUUCGUCCUCUCUCUUAUCCUCAGACAAAUGUAUUCUUGAUCUGCUUCUCUGUUGUAUCACCGGCAUCGUAUGAAAACGUUCGUGCAAAAUGGUACCCAGAAGUGUCCCACCACUGCCCAAACACCCCAAUUGUUUUAGUUGGAACAAAGGUCGACUUACGUGAUGACAUGGACACUAUAAAUCAUCUCAAAGACAAGAAGCUUAUUCCUGUUGCUACCACAGCUGGUCUACAACUAGCUAAAAACAUUGGUGCUGUCAAAUAUCUUGAAUGUUCAGCUCUUACUCAAAAAGGUCUUAAGAUUGUCUUUGAUGAAGCAAUUCGUGCAGUUCUCUUCCCACCGGUGGUGAAACCCAACCAGAGAUCUUGUGAUAUUCUGUGAAAACAUAUAAAUGAAAAAUAAUUUAUUCUUUGGAUGCACUAUGAUGUUAGUAAUUUCAUUACUCAUACUAAAAAUUUUACACAUUACAUUUAUCGGGUACUCCCGUAGUAUGUGUACCAGGCUGGGGCAUAAUUUUCAUUUUCUUUAUUUUAGUUCUAUUGCGAGUUGUCGAACUGUCUGUGUUAGCUAAGUGAAUAUAUACCCUCUGUCCUUAGGUUUUUAAUUAAUUCAUUUAUUUAAUAUACAAUGGUUUAUGCUAAAUUCUCGGUUAAACAUGUCUUAUUCAAGAAUAUAUUAAUACUAAUUAAAAUAUUAUUUUGAAAUGUACUCAGAAUAAUAAAAAUUUUCGUUUUGACGAACCCUACUGUUAAAAUCAUGAUACUGUUUUUAUUUCUACUAUUUAAUAACACUCAAAAGUGAUAAUAAUCAAGACUUGAUAAUCAUUCUUCUUUUUUGUGAUAAUUCAGGUUGUUUGUAAUUUUAUAUCAUAUAAGGGCGUCAUGAGCCACUGUAUUUCAUAUAAAAAAUAUUUUUUAGUUUUGUCUGUUCUCAAAAGCACAUAUUACAUAGGAUUUGGAAUUUUGGAAAGGGAUUUAUGAAAAAAAAAGGAGCUUCGAUUUAUAUUUGCUUACAAACAUUUUUUAAGCAGUCCUUCGAAAAAAUAAACUCAUAUUGCAUGUUAUCAAAUAUCUUAUAUCAGUGUUGUUGUAGUGUUGAUAUACUUACAUAUUGAUUUUAAGUAAUUUUGAGAGGUUGAUCAGAUCAGUUACUAAAUUUAUAUUUUUUUUAUACAUGCAUAGAACAUUUGAAUGAUUUGAAUUAAUCCCGAAUAAAGGUCAAGUAUUAUUGGUCUG